UUAACAAUACUUGAUUUUUCAUUCACAAUCUAAAACAUAAGAUGGAUUCCCAAAACGCGAGCUUCAAUGCUGGGCAAGCCAAGGGCCAAGCUCAGGAAAAGGCUAGCAACAUGAUGGACAAGGCUAGUGAUGUUGCUCAUUCUGCUCAAGACUCUAUGCAACAGGGUGGACAACAAAUGAAAGAAAAGGCACAAGGAGCUGCUGAUUCUAUAAAGAGUGCUUUGAAUUCAAAAAAUUAAUGAAGCCAAAUGGAUCGUUAAUUAUGUUU
Molecule: messenger RNA, 268 nt
Organism: Vigna radiata var. radiata (mung bean)
Lineage: Eukaryota; Viridiplantae; Streptophyta; Magnoliopsida; Fabales; Fabaceae
Product: stress-induced protein KIN2-like
Exons: 3
Coding region: 42-239 (65 amino acids)
Source: RefSeq, a predicted model, not a curated record